CAUAGCUUUUCAUCACUCAUCUCUUCAACUCCAGUUCAAAAUGUUUGUUCAGUGGAUUUUUCUGAUCUCCAGCGCCACACUGAUCUCCUCCAAAUGGAGCCCGGCACGCAUCGUGGGAGGUCACUUGGUGUCCAUUGAAUCGGUUCCCUGGCAGGCUUCCCUCCUAAAAGCUGACGAACAUUAUUGCGGCGCGGUCAUCUAUAGUAAGACAGUAGUUUUGACAGCAGCUCACUGUGUCAAAGACCCAUCGCCUUCUCUUUACUCGGUAAGAGUGGGCUCAUCGAGUUCUAUAAUCGGAGGUCAAGUGGUGAAGGCAUCGAAAGUCCUUAAACAUGACAAGUUUAGUCAGCCUUUUGAACUCUCCAAUGACAUAGCAGUGAUCCAACUUCAAUCCAGUCUUCAAAUGGGAGUUGGUGUGAGUUCCAUCCCACUGGCCGAUACUUCUCCGCGACCUGGAUCUUCAGUCUCAGUUUCUGGAUGGGGAAAGACCGGAUUAUUUAAGGAGGGUUCUGAGCUUCUACUUGAGACCACAGUGGCUAUUGUGGAUCAGAAUGCCUGCCAAAAAUCCCAUUACGGAAGAAUUUCCAAGGACAUGAUUUGCGCCGCUGCUUUGGUAAAAGAUUCCUGCAACGGGGAUUCAGGAGGUCCUUUAGUAUCCAGAGGCAAACUGGUGGGCCUCGUCUCCUUUGGGGGAUUUGUGUGUGCUAAUCCCUUUCGCCCUGGAGUCUAUGCUAAUGUGGCUGAGCUCAAGCCUUGGAUUUUAAGGACUAUUCAAAGCCUUUGAAGUAGUCAGAAUCUAAUCUAUUACUUUAUAAAAUAUUUGUUUGAAAUGUUACUACAGUGGAUUUUUGUGAUCUCAAGCGUGAGCCUGAUCUCCUCCAAAUGGAUUCCGGAGCGCAUCGUGGGAGGUCAGUCGGUGUCGAUUGAAUCGGUACCCUGGCAGGCUGCCCUCCUGAAAAAUGGCGUUCAGUGCUGCGGUGCUGCCAUCUACAGUGAAGACUACAUUAUCACGGCUGCCCACUGUGUUCAAUACGGUGGUCCUGGCUCGUUCUCCGUAAGAGUGGGCUCGGAUUACUCCCACUCCGGUGGCCAGGUAGUUAGAGUAUCCAAAAUUCUGUCCCACGAGGGCUACAGUCGGCGUCUGUCUAACGAUAUAGCCGUGAUUCGACUACAGUCAAGCCUCACAAUGAGUAGCUCUGUAAGCAACAUUCCAUUGGCCAAUAGUUCUCCACCAAAUGGCUACCCUGCCUCGGUUUCCGGAUGGGGAGCUCUUGGAUAUUAUGAAAAAUUGGCCCAAUCCUUAAGUGGCGUCACAGUGAAAAUAGUGGAUCAUAAAAUGUGCUCAGAAUCCUACAACGGAUACAUCACUGAGGAUAUGAUCUGCGCCGCUGCCCCGGGAAAAGAUGCCUGUACUGGUGAUUCGGGAGGUCCCUUAGUCUCCAAUGGAAGACUUGUUGGCAUCGUGUCCUUCGGCAACGAUUGUGCUCAUCCAGAUUACCCAGGAGUCUAUGCAAAUGUGGCUGUGCUUAGGACAUGGAUCUUAAGUGCUAUUCAAGGCUCAACCGAGUCAAAGUCAAACAUAACUCUUAACCGGUUCGAAAUGUUCGUACAGUGGACUAUUUUUAUCUCCAGCAUCACCUUGAUUCUUGGCGAUUCUACUCCGCAGAGGAUAGUAGGAGGUAGCCCGGUGGCAAUUUCUGCAGUUCCCUGGCAGGCUUCUCUGCAGUAUUUUCGCUUACAUGUUUGCGGAGCUGUCAUCUACAGUGACCAGAUCGUUAUAACGGCAGCUCACUGUUUUAAGAGUGAUGUACGUUUACUGUACUCCGUGAGAGUUGGAACAGCGAUCAAACAAACUGGAGGUCAGGUUGUGAAAGUAUCUGCAUUUCGGAAGCACGAAGGUUUCAAGAGGUUUCCGAACGGUAAUUUAGAAAACGAUAUAGCCGUGAUUCGACUAAAAUCCAGGCUCCGUUUGGGUGCCAACAUAAGUCCAAUUCCACUGGCAGAUAGUUCUCCAGCUGUUGGAUCUGUCGCCUCCGUUUCAGGAUGGGGAAAAAUCGAUCCGCUGCUGCCUUUCUCCAUCAGACUACGCGAAGUAUCAAUCAACAUAGUGGAUCCCAAUGACUGCCAGCGAUCCUUUGAGUAUAUAAACAAGAACAUGAUUUGCGCCGCUGCCCCUGGAAUGAGUGCCUGUAUGGGAGAUUCCGGCGGUCCUCUGGUCUCCGGUGGAAAACUCGUUGGCAUUGUCUCAUUCGGGAGAGAAUGCGGCCAUCAAAAAUACCCCGGAGUCUAUGCAAAUGUGUCUCAACAUAAGCCUUGGAUCUUAAGUGCUAUAAACAGCCUUAGAAGCUUACCAGGGCGAAAGUCAUUUAUAAGUCCACGGUUCUUCGAAAUGUUUAUCGAGUGGAUUUUUGUGAUCUCCAGCGUACUCCUGGCUUCUGCCGGUUGGAUAUCGGAACGUAUUGUGGGAGGAUACCAGGUGCCCAUAUCAGAGGUUCCCUGGCAGGCUGCUUUUCUUUUAAAUGGAACUGCUGACUGCGGCGCUGUUAUCUACAGUGAUAAGAUCCUCAUUACGGCCGCACAUUGCAUUCAAAAUCAAAAUAAAUCAGACAUAUCCAUCCGAGUUGGCUCUUCGACGUGGAACAACGGAGGUCAACUAUUACAGGUAGACGACGCAGAAGUACAUGAAGAUUACAGUUUUACAAAAGAUGUUGUGAUCAACGAUAUAGCCGUGAUUCGAGUUAAGGGUCAUCUUAAGAUGGGUCACAGUGUUCAGUCCAUUCCUUUGGCCGAAAGUACGCCUGCAAGUGGAUCAUCUGCAACGGUUUCUGGAUGGGGAGCCGUUGGCUAUUCGCAGGAAGUAUCUGAACACCUACUCCAAACCACAGUGAACAUAGUCAGUCAGGAGGACUGCCAGAAGUCCUAUGGCGAGGGGAUAACCAAGAGCAUGAUUUGUGCCGCUGCCCAGGGAAAAGACUCCUGCUCCCAAGAUUCUGGAGGUCCUCUGGUCUCCGACGGCCAACUAAUUGGUAUUGUCUCAUUCGGUACAAGUUGCGCUGAUCCAAAUUACCCUGGUGUCUAUGUUAAUGUUGCCGAACUCAAGCCUUGGAUAUUGAGGGCUAUUGAAAAACUUUCUUGUUUAUGUGCUGGAAAAGUGUGAGGCAUACUUAAAGUCAUACAAACUUAAUACAAAUUCAGACCAUUGAGUUUAAAGUUAAUUUAAAAAUUUUAAACAAAAUUAAACAGUCAUGCUCUUAAAAUUGUAAUUAUUAUUUUUAAAAUUUUUACAAAUUAAAUACUUGCAGUCAUAAAA
Molecule: messenger RNA, 3310 nt
Organism: Drosophila gunungcola (fruit fly)
Lineage: Eukaryota; Metazoa; Arthropoda; Insecta; Diptera; Drosophilidae
Product: transmembrane protease serine 9-like
Exons: 4
Biological process (GO): proteolysis
Molecular function (GO): serine-type endopeptidase activity
Source: RefSeq, a predicted model, not a curated record